Monascus purpureus is the source of this 984-nucleotide messenger RNA. The record is from the annotation of a GenBank genome assembly. Lineage: Eukaryota; Fungi; Ascomycota; Eurotiomycetes; Eurotiales; Aspergillaceae.
AUGAUGUCCUACCUCACGAAAGCCAGCCUUGCCGUCUUUUGCUUCUCCUCAUUUCUCUCCGUAUACGCAGACGACUCUGCCCUCCCAAACGACAUCGUUGGCUGCAGUGACCUCGCCUGCCCCAACGAGAACGGAGAGGACCGCUGCACUGUCGGCAGCAAUGCUUUCGCCGGCGUAGGGCUGGCACGCAUCCCGAAUCUGCCAUCAGCCCUCCAAGGCCUGUCGCUUGUCAAAGGGGUCAAUAUCUCCGCGUCCGGACGGAAAGAUAGUUCCCCGGAUGACGAGACACUUCCCUUUACGUCGGUAUACUACCUCGGUGCUCCCAGCAGUCUCGAUAUCGACGACCUCGCCGGUUGUGCCGUCAUCUUCAACGACCCGCCACCCAAGCACUUUCCCGGCGGUGGCAAUGGCACCGAUGUCGAGGCCUCACACGGAACCUGCGCGGAUGUUAUUGACGCGAAAUGUAUUGACACGCUCACUUCGCGGGCGGCACGAAGCGUCACCGGCAAUGGCACUUCCUGCUCCGCAUUGGAAAGCGAACUGAGAAGAAACCCGGUUGAUGAAUGUCGUGAUUUCGCAGGUUCCGGGGCUGGACUCGGAAAAUUUACCGUUAGAGAGCUGGCGGACCUGUCCCCCCUCAGCUCCUCGCAGAACUCGUCAUCGGACUGCUGGCCCAUUGCUCCCAAGUCGGAUAAUCUGGUGGAAAUAGGCAGUGACAUUGCUCUGGGGAACUACACCGCGAAAGCAAAUCUCGAGGAAGUGUACAAGAUCACACCGGUGUUGACUGUGUUCUUCGCCGGCCGGGGGGAUCGCCAUCUUGUCAAUAGAACCACAGCGCAGUUGACGUGCCUCAAGGUUGUCACUGAAGAACACCCUGAUGAUGCGGACAAUGGCUCUAAAGAUGCAGCUCCGCCGCUCAUAGUCAACUUGCUUGGUGUGGGAGUGGCCGCGUUUGCAACGGUUCUGCUUACUGCUGUAUUCUAG